AUGAGUGGGUUUUCAAGUAGAUGGGAAAAAAUUAAAGCUGCUUUGAAAAAAAGUGAAGAAAAAGAGUUGAAUGUUGCUAAUACGAGCGAUCCUUGCGGCAUGGUUAUUUCUAAGGAGAAUGAUGAUGGUGAUGUUUACAUGAGGCUAGAGACCAACAGUAGUUUUACUGGGAUGCUUUUGAAUGAAAGUGUAGAAUAUACCCUAGAUUCAUAUGAGACGCCCUUUGUGCCAGAACUUGGCUAUAAUGAUCCCUGCUGCAGUAAUAAUGCUGAACAAAACUUUGUAUCGGAAUAUCUUCAAAGCGCUCAGGAUGAACCAAUUAUUAUACAAGAAUUAACUUCAUCAUCUACGGUUCUUCAACCAACAAGCUGGUUAUCGGAAUAUGUUGAAAGCGCUGAGGAUGAACCAAAAACUAUUCAAGAAUUAACUUCUCCAUCAAUGUCUUUUCAACCAGAGCAACACAAAAAUUCAAACAGUACAGAUGGAAUAUUAUUUUCAGAAGAUCAAAAUUCAAAUUUACUGGUAAAACCUACAAAUGAAGAUGGUUCAGAUGAUGAGUUGAUAGAGGAUCCGCAUUACAUUCCUGAAAGCAAUACCGUUUUGAUGACAAAUGAAAAUACUACAAGAAAACGCAGAUUAGAGCGUAAAAGAUCACGUCAACAGCUGGAAAAACUACCGGACACAAGAAAGGCUAGAGAAUUAAGGAAAAAAAAUCGUAAUUCCGGUAAGUCAUAUGUUACAAAAAAAGGCAAAAUCAUUCCAGAAAGACCAUUUCAAACUCUGCCAUUAUGCCGAGCUAAAUGCAAAACAAAAAUCACUGAAAGUCAGCUGAAAGAAAUUUUUUCCGAAUAUUGGAGUUUAGGCAGUUACGACAAGAGAGCAGCUUAUAUAGCCAGUCUUUUCACCAUACAUGACAAAAAAUCACACAGGCCACGUACAGACGAUCCAGACAAAGAAAAAUAUCGCCUUAAAACCAACAAAUAUUUUUUACGAAUAAAUGGUAGCCAUAUUUCUGUUUGCCAAUUGCCUCCUGAAGUUACCCAUGUUGUGCUUUAUUCCGAUACGUGUGGAGGGCAAAAUAAAAAUUCACACAUUUCAUCCAUGAUUAUGUCAAUAUUACAGAGGUCAGACGUAAACGUGCAAGUAGUUGAUCAUAAGUUUAUGGUACCUGGUCAUACCCACAUGGAGGUAGAUGUAGCACACUCGAUGAUCGAGAAAAAAAAGAAAAGAUCGAAUAUAGCAAUUUUUCUUCCUCAUGAUUGGUAUCAGCUGGUCAGAUCAACAAGUGUUUAG
This is a messenger RNA of Diabrotica virgifera virgifera (western corn rootworm), 1293 nucleotides long. RefSeq lists its product as uncharacterized. The coding region runs from base 1 to 1293 and encodes 430 amino acids. The transcript has 5 exons. Lineage: Eukaryota; Metazoa; Arthropoda; Insecta; Coleoptera; Chrysomelidae. The record is from RefSeq and is a predicted model, not a curated record.